AAACACAGCUUCAGAACUUUUUGCGGAGAUGAGUAAACACACAAGAGUUUUGGCCCUGUACAUGGUACCAGCACUUCUGUACUGCCUCUACAACAAUUUGGCUUUUGUCAACCUCGCUGCCUAUGACCCUACCACAUACUUCCUGCUUCUGCAGCUGCGGGUCGUUGUUACUGGCAUCGUCUUCCAGGUAUUGUUCAAGAAGCAACUAAGCAAAUGGCAGUGGGUGUCCCUCUUCAUCCUGACACUCGGCUGUAUUGUGAAGCAGUUGAAUGUCACCGAGAAAAAUGCUCAAGUUGUAACAUCACCAAAGACAGAUGACGUUACAAGCCACAUGGUCUCCUCCUUGUUUUCUGUACACACAGGGCUUGUACUGCUGCAGGUUUUAUGUUCUUGUCUGGCUGGAGUCUACAAUGAGAAGUUGCUAAAGGACAUUGGUGCAGAAGUUCACAUUAUGGUGCAAAAUGUGUUCAUGUAUAUUGAUUCAAUACUCUGCAAUGCUGCAGUUCUUCUUAUGAGAGGGGAACUGGGAUCUGCAUUUACAGUUACAGCACUUUCCCAGAUCUGGCAGCCAGCUGUGGUAGUAAUCAUCAUAAACAAUGCAGCCGUAGGGAUCGUCACCAGCUUCUUCCUGAGAAACUUGAACUCCAUACUGAAGACCUUCGCAUCAGCCCUCGAGUUAAUGUUUACUGCUGUGUUAUCUUGGCUCAUCUUUGGAAUUGAUAUUGGCUGGUGGACUGUGCUUGCUAUAGCAUUGGUCACGUAUGCUUCGUGGAUGUAUGCGCAGAACCCUGUUGUCAAUAGAGGGCGUCUGGAUCAGCUGGAAGGUAGUCAGGCAUCGGAUGAAGUAAGACUGGUGUCAAGUGAGACAACAGAAGUGUGAGAGUAUUUGGAGAUAAAAUAGAGAGGUUUUUGAUUAUUAAAUAUAUCUUCAUAUAUGUUGAUUCAGGUUUAUUCAGUGCUCUCAGUAUUAUUUUGUAUAUUUUGGAAAUGACCUUUGAGUUUCAGUUGAGUAACUGAUAGAAUUUGCCAUUAAUCAAUUUGCAGUAUUAGGAGAUUCCUAGAUAUAUUCAGCUCAUUAGUAAAUGCUGUCGAGUCUUUACUUGUAGCUAGAGGUAGCUACAAAUAUGCUAAAAUCCCUGAAGGUAUAUAAUAUGUAUAUAUUUGUUUUCUUACUAUCAUGUUAGUGAAAGUAAUAUUUGAAAAUAUUCUCUUUGGAAUUCUAGUCAUAAAUAUUUAAUCAGUGUAUUCAAGGGUGACAAGAUUUAUCUCUUAUGUCUCAGUUAUUUAUUUUUUUCUUUAGGAUUGCUUGACUGCAAGAAAAAAUUUCAAGUCUUUGCUCAUCACUCUAUAACCAAAGAGGUCCUAGGAUGACAUUUAGAAGAGAUAAAUGUAGCUGUAAAGUACUUAGGAACUGUUUUCAUAGAGCCUGUAUAUUAAAGCUCUGUACACUGCUACAUGUUCUGACAAUCCUUGUAAUGUCGUGAAUAUGGUUUUGCAUUUUGAAUUGCAGAAAUAUUGAAAGUGAUCCUGUGAGUUGCACGUGCUAUUGCAUCUGGGUCAUAAUCCGUGAUCCGGGUUUCUUUUCCCUGUUACUACCUUCAGGCAUUUGCUCUAAGCGCACAGGGCCAAAUGACAAUUCUGCUGUUUGCCGGGCAGCUCUCUGCACAAAUGCAUCUCGUACAAUUGUGUUUGUUAUGAGUUACUGAUUAAUGAGAAGUGUUUGGUUAAAGUACGAGUUGAAUAUUUUUGUUAUUGGAAGACAUGUUAUGUAUAAAAUGUGACUGUGUUUGAGUUCAAACUAAGGAGGUUGAAUUUUUAUUUUGUUAUAUUUCAUUCAUAAUGUUAAGAUAUUAUGAUUUCCGUACUAUAUUGUAUUUUAAUUGAACUGUGCCAUUUCUACUGUAAUCAAAGAGAAGAUACCAAAAGUACAGUAAUAAGAAUAUUUAUGUGUAAUACCAUUUUGUUAAAAUAUGCAUCACAGUAAUGUUUGUUUUAUAUCCAAAUCCUUUUGGGACUAUGAAUGUAUUUUGAUAGAUAUGCUAUAUUCUGUUUAUAUUCUAUUCCUGAAAGAGAGAUACAAGAUAUACUGAAGUGAAUGGUUCUAAUGCUCAUCUCAGACAAUCUGUUGCAUAAAAUGAGGAACUGAUUUGUAACUUCAUGAACCAUGGCUGCAUAGGUGUAUUCUUGAAGAAAUUUGAGGAGAAUUAAACAUGACUUUACGUCAUAUCAAUCCUUUAAUUAAAAUAGCUGAACUCCAAAUCAAAUUAAUUGAAAUAUGAUUUAGAAUGUCAGAACAUUAAUUUGAAACAUCUGAAGUUUAAUUUAACAUAACUAAAUUUUUAUUUAAAACAGGAAGCUUAAUUGGGAAUUACUGAUAUUUAAUUCAUAGGAAAAUUGGUAUUUAAAUUAAUUGCCUGCUAAUGAAAAGGAAUGCUGCAGAAUAUCAAAAUCUCUGUGCCAAGGUAAUUACUUCAACAAGGCAGUACAAUACAGCAGAGGAAUUGCCCUAAGAGGUGAGGAGUAGCUGUACAGCAGGAAAUAUAUAUAUUUUUUUGUGGAGAAAUAUGUAGAUCAUUUAGAUCAAACAUGUAUUUUUUCACCCAACAUUUCAUAUAUUUUUAAUUGCUGUUCUUUUUCAUAAUUAUAAGUCUAGUGUAAGCAUAUUUCUGUGGUUUCAGUCUGCCAUCAGGUAAUCAUAUGUAAAGUUUGUUUGUUUUAAACUAAACUUCUAUUUCUUUUAAAUUAAUUUUGUUGUUUUGAAUUGAACUUCACUUAUUUUGAAUUAAAAUCUAGAUGUUUUAAAUCAAAACUCAGGUAUUUUGAAUUAAACUUUAAGCACUUUGAUUUAAACUUUAGAUGUUUUUAAUUAAUUUUCAUUUGUAUUCAUUUGAAAUUCACUUAUUUUAAUUUGAGGGUGAAAAAUGUUUUAAAGGGUUAGUCACGUGUAUAAUACAGUUUUUGGUGCAAAUGAAAACAUGGAUUGUCAUCUGAAUUUCACUCCUCUCGAGGAGUGGAGGAAGAACAAGCUAAGAAAACGGAGAAUUUGUUGUUACAAUCGCAGCUCUGCAUUGCUUGGCUAACUUGCAAUCUCCUUUGUGAGCUCUUGUCAGCCUAUUACCCAGUCUGGCCUAGCAUUUGUGUGUGCCAGAUCAUCCUCAUAGUUGCAGAUACGUCAGAAUUCCCUUAAUAUUUGAGGUCAGGCAGGCACUUUGACAUUGCUGGGGAUUCAACAUGGAAGAUGACUAGUAAAAUUUGUAUUAGAUAGAUUUUUGUGGAUUAGACAUAUAGAAUAAAUGAUUCAAACCUGAUCUGGUUAUAUGUUUAUUUUUGUUCUUGGUUAUUUGAUUUAAAACUUUUGGUAUUUAGGAAAACUGGUAUCAUCACUAUAAAAAAAAAUCUGAACUUGCAUAUUUAAGUGAAAGUACUGUCCUGUAACACAUGAAAUGAAAUACAUUUAUAUUUUCACAAACAAAUGAAAUAUUGACUAAUUUUCUCAUAGUACUUUAUUUUAUUUUUAUUAGAUUUUUUUCCACAUUAUAGAUUAUAUUUUGUAGACAUGAAGUAGACUCUUCUUAAAUAUAUAUUUUAUGUAAUAAUAAGUAAUGUUUAUUUACAUCUACAUGCAGGUAGAACUAUUUUAUUUCCUAUAUGUAAACAUAUUUCAUGUAAAUAUCCUAUGCAUUUUCCUUGACAGCAAUUAUUCGAUUCAGUUCAUUCCAUAUAUUUAUUAUUUGCAUUUUGUGAAGACAUUUUCAUUGUACAAUGUGUUUUAAUUGUAAAUUUACAAAAUAUUCCCAUGAUAAUUGUCAAGUAUGGAAAUUUCUUAACCAUGCAAUGUUAUUAGUUUUCGCCAUCUGCCCGCUUGAGGAAUGGGCAUUUUACUAAACGUUCAUUAUUUGUGAUUAUCUAUGUAGUCAUGGAGGUAGUUCAUAGCUUGAAAAAAUUAUGUUGUAUGUACCUGUUUGUUUAUCACUAACAGUAUUUGUGCUGGAAGUUGGUUACACAGUAUUCAAGAAACUUCAACCAGUGAGAAUGAAACAUCAUGUGGGGUGUUUCUAGGUCAGUUAAUAAACAAUAUACCGUAAUCUUAUGAAGUAUUUAUUCACUCGUCAUAUGUGAAUUGUUGAUCCUUUUAAUAUACUUGAAUUACAUGUUUUGUGUUGUGGUGAUGUAGGGUAUGUGUAUUGAAAGAUUAGGGUUCUGCAGUGGAAAAUUGUUUUCAGUAUGGUAUGCAUUGAAGAACAUUAUGUGAAGUUUGUUAGGUCAGUAUCUGAAAAUUGCUUGAGUUCAUCUGAAUGACAUGAGUAAGUACAGUUUAAUUGUUCUUACUUGCCACAGAUGUGUUAUACAGUAUGUGAUUCAGUAUGUGAUUAAUAACCAUGCCACUUUAAUGAACAAGAUGCAUAAAUUAAGAAAUACAGAAAUACUUAGUGCAGUGUUGCCAAGUGAUGUAAUGAUUCUAAUUUGAUGAAGGUGCUUCACAAGCAAUAGAUAGUAAAAAAUAAAUAAAUAAAUAAAUAAAAUAAAAUAAAUGAUUACAGUUAU
Molecule: messenger RNA, 4545 nt
Organism: Penaeus monodon (black tiger shrimp)
Lineage: Eukaryota; Metazoa; Arthropoda; Malacostraca; Decapoda; Penaeidae
Gene: senju
Product: UDP-galactose transporter senju-like
Biological process (GO): pyrimidine nucleotide-sugar transmembrane transport
Cellular component (GO): Golgi membrane
Molecular function (GO): UDP-galactose transmembrane transporter activity
Source: RefSeq, a predicted model, not a curated record